ACAUCUAUUCGAGCCAUGGAGAGCUUUGCUGAGUCCCAGAGGGCUUACUAUUGCAAAGCGCCAUUGCAUCGGUGCUCCAAAAGGUCAUGGCCAAUCACAGAUUGCUCUCUGGUUUAACAUCCUUACAACGAAGUCAGCAAGACAAAGUUGGGCGUGACAGUAUGGGGACACUCCAAGGCACAAUCGUGAGGUUAAUACUCGUACGUACUCACAUGAUUCGCGGACGCACGGCAAUCUCGGACGCCAAACCUCGCAAUACCGUGCAUAUCAUUAGCAUCAUAUCUCCACAAUGGCCGAUUCUAUGACCGUCGCACUUUAGCACAAGACAACAACUUGGUGACAGCCAUCAGAAAGUCGCAGAUUUAUACAGGGUCUCAAAGUCAUCCCACUACGACCGUCACGCCGGCGUACGCGCGUUCCAUACGAGCUCGGCCUCUCGACACCUUUCUAUCAUGCAGGAGGAGGAAUUGGAUCAAAAAGAUCGACAAAUAUGCUGAGCGAGGCACCCCUGCGAAGAUGAACAGCAGGUUCCAGUCUCUCGAUGUCGACUUCUUCAACACCCUCAAGACAGCGUACCAUCGUCAACUGGAUGAAUACCAGCUUGGUAGCUCCGUUAGAGGGGUGGGAAAGGGGAUGUUUUGGGGUUGGCACCAGAGGGCGUGGGGGGAGACGGCGACCUCACGCCAAAUUCGAGGGACUUGGAGGAAAUCAGAGCAGUCCUGCCCCUCAAGCUGCCGCUGAGGGCCCUCUCACCCCCCACAACCUCCGCAUCCUUUGCGUGAACAAAUGGAUCUCCCAACCGACAUCCUCCACACCUACAGAUCUACGGCUCUUGAGGAGUACCAAGUUCUCCCCAUACUUUGACAACUGCGUUGGUGCCCUUGAUGGCACCCACAUCAGGACGACAGUCAGGGGGGAAGAAGCCAAAAGGAGCUGGCGUAACCGCUACUCCUACAUCUCCACCAAUGUUCUGGCAGCGUGCGAUUUUUCGCUGCGCUUUGUCUAUGUCCGGCCCGGUUAUGAGGGGUCGGCCAAUGACCAGAACGUACUGAAUAACGCCCUGGAAGACAAUUUUGUCAUUCCAAAGGACCGCUUUUACCUGGCUGAUGCUGGGUAUGGAGCUCAUCCUGGGCUGCGACUUCCUUUCCGGGGCGUAAGGUACCAUUUGAAAGAGUGGGGAAGGGCCAACACCCGACCUCGUAGCAAGGAGGAGUUGUACAAUCUUCGCCAUGCUUAAGCACCUAACGUGAUUGAGCGUGUGUUUGGCGUGGUCAAGGAGAAGUUCCCCAUUUUGAAACAAGGAUCGGAGUAUACUAUCCGCGAUCAGUGUCGAGUGAUCAUAGCAGUAUGCAUCUUCCAUAACGCGAUCGCCACACAUGAAGGUGUCGACCUUCAUGGCGAAGAACUCUUCCCCAGCAUCCGGAUGGCACAGGAUGUCUCCAUGGCUCACAGAGCCGAUGCUUACGAGGUCAAUGACCCAAAGAGGAAGCAGGAGCGAAUUCGGGCCAGAGAGGAAGCAGAAGAGGCCCUGAGGAGAACUGGGGUGAGCACGUGGGGGAAGACAGUGGUAGAAAAUAGAAAACAAUGUGAUAAAAUGAGGGACAGGCUGGCUGGGAAGAUGUGGAGGAAGGACCAGGAAUAUGGGCAUGCUAAAUAGUCGUGACGGAGUUAGUCUAGCUGCUCGUUUAGAUAGAUGACUACGUGGUCUUGUUCGUUCAGAUUCUAUACCCUACUUUAAUUUUCUCUUUUGUAGCUUUCUGAUCUUUCCUCAUCACUAUCUUGUACACUGCUCUCUGAGACUGUUUGUACGAAGGUGUUGAGUGAAUACCAGUUCAACAAGUCCAUGUAUUUUGCUUUGUUU
Molecule: messenger RNA, 1861 nt
Organism: Cryptococcus deneoformans JEC21
Lineage: Eukaryota; Fungi; Basidiomycota; Tremellomycetes; Tremellales; Cryptococcaceae
Exons: 3
Coding region: 542-1237 (231 amino acids)
Source: RefSeq, a predicted model, not a curated record